This is a messenger RNA of Mesocestoides corti, 345 nucleotides long. The record is from the annotation of a GenBank genome assembly. NCBI's taxonomy places the organism in Eukaryota, Metazoa, Platyhelminthes, Cestoda, Cyclophyllidea, Mesocestoididae.
AUGUCAUUCUGCCUCCUCUUUGUCCCUCUUCAGACGUACUCUGAAAAAUUGGAAAAACUAGCCGACAACUGGGCGUCGCGCUGUAGAUAUGAUUAUCCUGAUACGGAACCAGGAUACGAGAACACUGGAAUGUAUAAAAUUGUCUCAGUCGACCGAAAACCCACUUUUGAGGAGGUGGGUCAGACUGCGAUGGAGGCAUCAAGCAAGAACGAUAAAUAUGGGACCAAUGACUGGAAAUAUAGACCAGACCAACUGAUGCCAACUGCCACUACUUCCGCUUCCACAAUAAUCAAUGCAAUGGCCACUCUUCAAGCUGCAAUACUUUCAUUUUCCUACUUCUUCUAA